AUGCUGUCUCUGAGCUGUUCCGGGGCCCCAGGGGCCCCGUGGGGCCCGGGCCGGGCCAGCAGCAUCAGCAUCAGCCCCCCCGGCCUGGACGACAGCCUGACCAGCCUGCAGUGGCUGCAGGACUUCAGCAUCCUGGACGCCGGCGCGCCGGACCGGCCCCCGGGUUCCCAGGACCGGGGUUCCUGGGGUUCCCGGGGUUCCCGGGACCCGGGGGCCCCCGCCUCGCCCCUGGCCGGGGAUCCCGCCUCCAUGGGGAACCCCGGGGCCCCCACGGCGGCGGCCUUCAGCAGGCCCCUGCCCCGCCUGGUGGCCCACGGCCACUGCCCGGCGGAGGUGGACUACGGGCGCGACGCGUCCGUCAAGCCGCCGUACUCCUACGCCUCGCUCAUCUGCAUGGCCAUGCAGGCCAGCCGGGGCAGCAAGAUCACGCUGGCCGCCAUCUACCGCUGGAUCACCGACAACUUCUGCUACUACCGGCACGCAGACCCCACCUGGCAGAACUCCAUCCGACACAACCUGUCGCUGAACAAGUGCUUCAUCAAGGUCCCGCGGCGGAAGGACGAGCCGGGGAAGGGCGGCUACUGGAAGAUCGACCCGCAGUACGCCGAGCAGCUGCUGAGCGGCGUCCACAAGAAGAGACGGACGCCACAGGUCCAGAUCAACCCGGCCCUGCAGAGCCGGCUCCGGGCCGGCCCCCCACUGGGGGCCGGGGCCCCUUACCUGGGCGUCAACCCCGAGGCCCAGCGGCUCCUGCGGGGGUUUGAGCAGGGGACCGGGCCGGACCAGACCUGGGACCCCCGCCUGGCGGAGGGGACGAUGCUGGGGUCCUGGCCCGUGGUGCGGGGACCCCGGAGGAAACGGGCCCCCCGGGGGGGGUCCACCUCCCCGCUGCUCUGCAACGACGACCCCAGGGAGGACGGGCCCCUGAAGGGGGACUUCAACUGGGACGCCCUGCUGGACUCGGCGCUGAGCGGCGAGCUGAGCCUGGACGGCUCCCUGAGCCCCAUCAUCACGGAGGAGGAGCGACCCCCCGGGGGGGCCCCCGUCUCCCCCCCCGGGGGGCCGGCGGGGGACACCGGCUACGACGAGGAGACCUUCCUGGCCACGGCGUUCCUGGAGACGUCCUGGGCCGAGGAGGACGGCGGCGGAGACUUCCUGUGCAGCUCCGCCGGGACCCUGGAGCAGCUGUUCGACCUGGGGGCCCCGCUGGGCGGGGGGGCCGAGCCGGGGGCCCCCCUCCCGUGAGGAGCACCCCUGGCCUCAGACUCUGUCUUUACCGC
Messenger RNA from Cololabis saira (Pacific saury), 1280 nucleotides. RefSeq names its product forkhead box J1a (gene foxj1a). The transcript is spliced from 2 exons. NCBI's taxonomy places the organism in Eukaryota, Metazoa, Chordata, Actinopteri, Beloniformes, Belonidae. Gene Ontology annotation, biological process: regulation of DNA-templated transcription. The coding region runs from base 1 to 1245 and encodes 414 amino acids. The record is from RefSeq and is a predicted model, not a curated record. Gene Ontology annotation, molecular function: DNA-binding transcription factor activity; sequence-specific DNA binding.